AUGUUCUUCCCCAUCAGGGCCCUCGGCCUUGUCGGCCUGCUCGUCGGCGAUGCCCUCGCCGUGCCCACGACUACGCUCUUCAAGCGCCAGAGCAAUGUUGACAGCUUCAUUUCGACCGAGAGCCCUAUCGCUUAUGCUGGCGUCCUGGCCAACAUUGGCGACGACGGGGCCAAUGCUGCCGGCGCCGCGGCAGGUGUGGUCGUUGCGGGUCCGAGCAAGAGUGAUCCUGACUACUUCUACACCUGGACGCGUGAUGCGGCGCUUGUCUUCAAGGCCCUGGUUGAUCAGUUCAUUGCCGGCGAUACCUCGCUGCAGGAUGAGAUCCAGGAAUAUAUCAUCGCGCAGGCCAAGCUGCAGGGGAUCGACAACCCCUCCGGCGGCUUGUCUACGGGCGGUCUGGGCGAACCCAAAUUCAACGUCGACUUGACGCAGUUCACUGACGCUUGGGGAAGGCCGCAGAGGGAUGGCCCCCCUCUCCGCGCCACUGCCAUGAUUGCUUAUGCCCGGUGGUUGAUUGACAACGGCUACACCGAUACCGCCAGGGAUGUUGUUUGGCCGGUCAUCCGGAACGAUCUGUCUUACACCACCGAGUACUGGAACCAGACUGGCUUCGACCUUUGGGAGGAGGUCCAAGGCUCAUCCUUCUUCACCAUUGCCGCCUCUCACCGCGCUCUGGUUGAGGGCAGCACUCUGGCCUCGCAGCUCGGCGACAGCUGCGACUACUGUGACUCUCAGGCCCCGCUGGUCCUGUGCUUCCAGCAGAGCUUCUGGAACUCCAACGGCAACUACAUCGUCUCCAACAUCAACGUCAAUAAUGGGCGCACCGGGAAGGAUGCCAACUCGAUUCUGACGUCGAUCCACAACUUCGACCCCUCUGCGGCCUGUGACGAUGUCACAUUCCAGCCUUGCUCCUCGCGGGCGCUGGCGAACCACAAGGCCGUGACGGACUCUUUCCGGUCCAUCUACACCAUCAACUCGGGCAUCGCUGCGGGCAGUGCCGUCGCUGUCGGCAGAUACGCCGAAGACACCUACUACAACGGCAACCCCUGGUACCUCGCCACCCUCGCCGCCGCCGAGCAGCUCUACGACGCCCUCUACACCUGGACGCGCGAGGGCUCCCUCACCAUUGACGACGUCUCCCUCGCCUUCUUCCAAGACGUCUACCCCUCCGCCGCCGCCGGCACCUACGCCGCCAACUCGGACACCUUCGUCGCCAUCCUCAACGCGGUCAAGACGUACGCCGACGGCUACGUCGGCAUCGUCCAGGCCUACACCCCGGCCGACGGCUCGCUCGCCGAGCAGUUCUCGCGCGACGACGGCGCCCCGCUCUCGGCGCCCGACCUCACCUGGUCGUACGCCGCGUUCCUCACCGCCGCCGCCCGCCGCGACUCGGUCGUGCCCGCGUCGUGGAGCGCCGAGUCCGCCGACGACGUCCCCGCCGCCUGCGCCGCCGGCUCCGCGUCCGGCACCUACGCCUCCGCCACAAACACCGCCUUCCCCACCGGCAUCACCAGCAACCCGGGCUCUACCUCCACCGCCACCACCGGCCCGACCACCACCCCGACCACCACCACAACUCAACCCACCACCUCCUCCUCCACCAGCACAGCCUGCCCCACCGCCGUCGCCAUCACAUUCAACCUCCACGCCACCACCACCUUCGGCGAAUCCAUCCUCCUCGCCGGCAGCGUCCCCGCCCUCGGCUCGUGGGACCCCUCCGCCGCCAAGGCCCUCAGCGCCGACCGGUACACCAGCGCCGACAACCUGUGGUACGGCGUCGUGGAGCUGGCGCCCGGCGCGACCGUGGCGUACAAGUACGUGCGGCAGAGCAGUGAUGGGACCUAUACGUGGGAGAGCGAUCCGGAUCGCACGGUGAGCGUGCCGAGUUGUGUGGGGACGGGGGUGGUUGGGGAUGUGUGGAGGUAG
Diplodia corticola is the source of this 1926-nucleotide messenger RNA. Its product is annotated as glycoside hydrolase family 15 protein. The transcript is spliced from 5 exons. The coding region runs from base 1 to 1926 and encodes 641 amino acids. The record is from RefSeq and is a predicted model, not a curated record. Gene Ontology annotation, biological process: polysaccharide catabolic process. Gene Ontology annotation, molecular function: glucan 1,4-alpha-glucosidase activity; starch binding. Gene Ontology annotation, cellular component: fungal-type vacuole. Lineage: Eukaryota; Fungi; Ascomycota; Dothideomycetes; Botryosphaeriales; Botryosphaeriaceae.